Messenger RNA from Prorocentrum cordatum, 261 nucleotides. The record is from the annotation of a GenBank genome assembly. Lineage: Eukaryota; Dinophyceae; Prorocentrales; Prorocentraceae.
GUUGUCACCUUGGGCCCGGGGCACCUCGAGCAACCCCCCGGCCAGCUGCUGGACGCGGCUGCCGGCCGGGUCGGCGUGCGGAACCGGGUGGCGAAGUACCUGGUGCCCGGGGACCCGCUGUACGGCGAGGCGGCGGGCCGAGCGGUGAGCUGGGCGGACUACGACUGGCAGAUGCGACGGGUGGGGACGUGCAUCGGCACGCCCUACGGAGAGCAGUGCGACAGCAGGCGGCCGCCUCUGCCAGGGAGCCGCGCAGCCUGA